CGUUCGCUCUAUAGGAUACGGGGAUUCCUGUAGUGAGGUCAAAUCUUGAUAAAAUUUUAGAGUUUAGUCCCGCUGCGUGUGUCGUAUUGUAAACACCAUACUGCUGUGUGUCUCUCGCGGUGUGAUCCGCAGUAGUUCGAAUCUAGUACUCCGCCGUUAAACAGUGUGUUAAAUGUGCAAUUGCAGUGCCACCACGGCAUCACGGUGAUCGCAGCGUGAGGAAAAGUUUUCGUGCGUUUCGUGAGUGUUUGGGGGUCGUUUCGCGCCGCGUUCUGAUUUCAGGCCUACUAACGGAAAAAUAGUGAAAUGUGGUGUGAAAUGCAGUGACAGAAGACAAAACGAUCGAUAGAUGUGUGUUUACUGGCACUCGAAGUACAGUAAGUGACAAAAGUUUUGUACCGAAUCAAAAACGAAAAUAAAAGCAGUGAAGUGAUUGUGGUGUGUUCCAGGAUGAUGAUGAAUGCAUUUAUGGACACUGCGUCGACAGCACAUCAUUCUCAUUUGGCCACGUUCGGGAUUAAGAUGUCUCCGGAUCAUCUGGAGCAAAGUGACGUUGAAAGCACCAGCACCGGUAGCAUGUUGCCCCCGUCCACAGGAAGUUCCAACACGCAGAGCGAUAUGUUGGCCUCACAGUCCUUCUAUCAAUCAUCGGCCAACGCCGGUAGUGCUUACAACUCCCAUCACCUGUCCCCACCGUCACACAUGAGUCAUAUGGCUCCGUACCACUCGAGGGAUUUCCUGGCGUUGAAGCGCGAUAAUGAUUACUUCAGUUCUUCGGUGGCCGGUGCCACGGGGGAUCCCACCGCACUAUUUCAUCAUGCCCAUCCCGUCGCCCAUGAAAAUUUGAACCACCAUUCGGCCACUUCGCUGAGUAAUCACCACUUUCACCAGCACCAAAUGCGGAUGGGUCUGCCAGCGGAUUACGCCCAUCCUUACCACCAGAGCAAUUACCCAUCGGUACACCAUCAGCACCUGGCGAACCUUCCGGUUAACCCGGGCACUUCGGGGGCCUUCUUCCGAUACAUGCGACACCCGCCAUCAAUCAAGCAGGAGAUGCAAUGUCUCUGGGUGGAGCCCGAGCUACCUCCGCACCAUCUGGGAUUAGGAUUGUCCGCGAUUAGUGCGGCAGCGGCUGCGGCCGCCGUCGAUGGAAGCCGUAAAACGUGCAACAAAAUCUUCCACUCCAUGCAGGAAAUCGUCACCCAUCUGACGGUGGACCAUGUCGGGGGGCCCGAGUGUACCACCCAUGCCUGUUUCUGGCUCGGAUGCACCCGCAACGGUCGACCGUUCAAGGCCAAAUACAAACUGGUGAACCACAUCCGUGUGCACACGGGUGAGAAACCGUUUCCCUGUCCGUUUCCUGCCUGCGGCAAAGUGUUUGCCCGCUCGGAGAACCUCAAGAUCCACAAGCGAACUCACACCGGUGAAAAGCCGUUCAAGUGUGAGCAUGAAGGAUGCGAUAGACGAUUUGCUAAUUCAUCAGAUAGAAAGAAACAUUCACACGUCCAUACAUCUGAUAAGCCGUAUAACUGUCGUGUUAAUGGUUGUGAUAAAUCUUACACUCAUCCAUCAUCGCUGAGGAAACAUAUGAAGGUCCACGGAAGUUUGGGAGAGAAGUCACCAUCGCACAACUACGACAGCGAGGGCGAGGAGUCCAGCUCGGAUAGCAUCAUAACGGGAGGCACUCAGACACCGCCGUCGAUCAGCCGUCUUCACGAUAGUCACAACUCGAGCAAACACAGCAGUGAAUCGAUCAACAAUAACAACAACAACAGCAGCAGCACCAGCAACAACAACACAAAAUCUCCCUCCUCCAGUCAUUUGCUGUCGCCCGUCGGAGCCUCUUCGACGCCAUCCUCGACGAACAGCGCCCUCUCACACCUGAGCCAAAACCAGCAUCACAAUUUGCACCACUCGCACCACCAGCACUCCCACCAUCACCACCUGCAGAACCACCCGAGCAGUUUAGCGCCACCCCAACUCCAGCUGACUCCGGCCUCAUCCGUAUCUCCUCAGGCUAGCGCGACGGCUUCAUCGAUGCUGGUUGGCCACCAUAACCAUCCGCUGCUGUACCACCAUCCGCAGCACCAUCCUAACGAUUGGUACGCCCCAACGCCUCCAUCCGGACCGGACACAAUGAAUCACCUGAACCACUUCAGCCACCAUCAUCACCAUUUGGUGCAUCACGGGCCCACGACGGCCUAUUGAGAACAACUGUUGCUCGAUGAGCUCUGUUUCAACUACUGAAACAGUGAUGGCGCUGCUGUGAAGCCCACUAAACCCGCUUUAAUAUCACCACGCAUGUAUUUGUUCCAUCCACACUCACACCCACAAACGUAAGAAUCUCAUCUCUACUUCUAAAUGGAAAUACGUAACCCUAAAGCAAACCAAAAAACCACUCUAGAUUGUAAAGGAGAAAGUUCGUGGGAAAUAAUAGAAAUCGGAUGAAAAAAUCUACCAUUUUGUGCCUGCUUGAACGCUCACACAACAACUGCAACAGAAGAAAAAACACACAAACACAACUGAAACAAACCGAUCGGUUCUAGUAGGCGCUGCGAAGCAACAAAUCGCUGUCAAAAAAAAUUCCUCUGUAAAUAUGAAAACCACAAUCGAAAAACAAAACCAACAAAAAUCUGUGUGAUAUGAAUUUUCCCGCUGAAGUGAAAAAAAAAGAUAGAAGGAAACCAAUAACAAAUGCGCGACAAAUUUCGCUUACUUUUUUUUUCUCGUGUACAUAAACUAGCGAAUCAAAGAAUGAUUUUUUCAUCGUUUCUUAAUUGUGUAUAAAUUAGGUAUACCUAUAAAUAUAAUUCGAAGCAUGCGCGCGCGUCGAGCAGACAAUUGGUUGGCAAUGAUAAGGCUUAGGACACCGAACCAAAAAAAAAAAAAAAAUAAAACGCACGCAAGCGCACUUUUCAUCGAUGUUUGUAAAAAAGAAAAAAAAACGUAAACAAAGUAACACACAGUUCCGCGGAGAACUCGCGAAACUUGCAGUCCAAACAAAAUUCCACACGGAAAACCCCCCUUUUUCGGUGGCUUCGUUCUUUGUUCUGCUGACGCAAUUCUUACCGUUUUAUUCCUAGGAACAUAUAGAUGCGUAAGGUUGAAAGUUUAAUAUAUUGUAUAUGCAAAAAAGUUUAGCGAACAAUUAGUCUAAGGCGAGAUACGCUCCCUAUUUCAAAGCAAGGUAAAUUAUAUACUUAAAAUUUAAACGAAAGGUAGCUAUUAUAUAAAUAUAUUUAAAAUAUAUUCAAUAUACCCGGGGGGUGCGAGGAUUCCCGCUCCCGACCGACCCCUCGUGCGGAGUUGUUUAGAGCUAAUAAACAAUAAAAAUUAA
This is a messenger RNA of Toxorhynchites rutilus septentrionalis, 3337 nucleotides long. It is a transcript of the gene opa, whose product is annotated as pair-rule protein odd-paired. Gene Ontology annotation, cellular component: nucleus. NCBI's taxonomy places the organism in Eukaryota, Metazoa, Arthropoda, Insecta, Diptera, Culicidae. The coding region runs from base 451 to 2208 and encodes 585 amino acids. Gene Ontology annotation, biological process: central nervous system development; regulation of transcription by RNA polymerase II. The transcript has 3 exons. The record is from RefSeq and is a predicted model, not a curated record. Gene Ontology annotation, molecular function: DNA-binding transcription factor activity, RNA polymerase II-specific; RNA polymerase II cis-regulatory region sequence-specific DNA binding.